GCACCGGCUAGCUUUGUAUCCGGUUGCGCCCGUCAAUUAGGGUUUCUUACUCUCUCCCUCUUCUCUCUCUCUCCCACUCAGUAUAGGUAUAGCAGGGCUUGUCUUCUCACAACAUUUUGACUCAAAUGCUUCGUCUUCUCCGUAGAUACCCCUUCCACAGGCCAAUCACAAACAACUCGUCAUGCCCGACACAUCUGCGUCUCCUCCACGACACGGUGCCUAAGACCCUAACCCCGUCGGUUUCAGAUGUUACCGUCUCCUACCUCGUCGGAUCCUGCGGCCUCUCACUGGCGGCGGCCCUCUCCAUAGCCAAGAAGUUUACCUUGAAAAGCACUGGUAACGCUGAUUCCUUCCUCUCCCUCCUCAGAGCUCAUGGCUUCAAUCAAGGCCAGAUUGCCUAUAUUGUCUCCAGCCAGCCCGCGUUGAUUAGCUAUAACCAGGAGAAGAAGAUCAAGCCAAAGUUGGAGUUUUUCCUCAACGUGGGCUACUCCAAAGCCGACUUAGUCAAGCUUAUUUCCUCAGAUCCUAGCAUCCUGAAAGCCAGUUUAGAAAAUAAGAUCAGACCCAACUUCGAUAUGCUCAAGAGCAUCCUAGGUACUGAUAAGGAAGUUGCUACCGCCAUUGGGAAUUCUUCUAGACUUCUCCGAGAGAGAUUGGACAAUUGCGUUCUUCCCAACAUGAAAACCUUAAUGGAAUUAGGAGUUCCAGGGCACAGGAUUGUUAAAUUGUCCACCUUUUACCCUAGAGCGAUGAUGAAGGGCCCUGCUCACUUCAACCAAGCUAUUGACUUGCUUAAGAAAAUGGGCUUCGAUGCCUCUAAACUUGUGUUUGCCCUAGGAGUUAAUGUUCUCUCUGGGCUGUCUUCGUCUACAUGGAACAAGAAGUUGGAGCUCUUCCGGAGCUUAGGUUGGUCAAAUGAGGAUACUUUUACUGCAUUCAAGUAUCAUCCUUACUGCAUGCUUAUUUCAGAGGAGAAGAUCAAGCGGAAUUUUGGUUUCUUUUCUGAGAAGCUUAAAUGGGAGCCCUCGUAUGUGGCUGCAAGGUCAAUUAUACUUUCUUACAGUUUUGAUAAGACAAUCUCCCCAAGGUAUAAGAUUUUCCAGUUUUUAUCAUCCAAUGGCUUAAAAAAAAGAACAGGGGAUUUUGCAUCAUUCCUUCGGAUGCCUCGGAAGAAAUUCUUUAAUGACUAUGUGAUCAAGUAUGCAGAUCAAGUUCCAGAGCUGUUUGAAAUUUACAAGCAUGAGUUUGAAUCUUCCAGAUGUAUGGUAGAGCAUUGAUUAUGGCAACCAAAGUCUAGGAACCAUUAAAAAUGUUCUGAAAUCCAUAUUCUUUUUUGUCAAUCCUUUGGAUGAUAACAUACAGAAGAUCUUAUACCUUGGGGAAACUCUCUUCUCAAAGCUAAAAGAGAGUAGAACUGGUCGUUCUGCCAC
Molecule: messenger RNA, 1430 nt
Organism: Dendrobium catenatum
Lineage: Eukaryota; Viridiplantae; Streptophyta; Magnoliopsida; Asparagales; Orchidaceae
Exons: 2
Coding region: 126-1277 (383 amino acids)
Biological process (GO): regulation of DNA-templated transcription; chloroplast organization
Cellular component (GO): chloroplast
Molecular function (GO): double-stranded DNA binding
Source: RefSeq, a predicted model, not a curated record